AAUGUCCUCCAAAAAACCUAAAGAAACUAAAACUGCCCUCACAAAUGAACAAAGAAAAGCAUAAAGAAAAAAAUCCUCAAAUUAGUCAAGCUGAUCUUGUCGAUUGGGAACCUGAACAGCCCGAAGAUGAUGAGGAAAAUGGCAGUGUAGAAAUGCCUCACAUCACAUAUAAAGAAGCAUUGGAUGCUAUUAGUCGGAUAGAGCUAUAUCUUAUGCAACAGGACCUUCAUGACCUGGCGCGAACAGAACAUGACAUAGCUUUGUCAAAGUUGUAUGAGUCAGUGAGAAAAUUCUGGAAUGCUUCGUUCAAACAACUAAAUAUAGAGGCUUUCCUUGAGCCAGCUUAUAAU
Messenger RNA from Dentiscutata erythropus, 350 nucleotides. NCBI's taxonomy places the organism in Eukaryota, Fungi, Glomeromycota, Glomeromycetes, Diversisporales, Gigasporaceae. The record is from the annotation of a GenBank genome assembly.